AUGGAUGUUUUAGAUUCUCCAAUUGAUGCUUUGGUUUUUGAUUAUGUGAGUUUUGGGAUUUUUACUAUCGUUAACAAUUUAUGGACGUGGGUUGCCGUUAUUACAGCUGCCGUUAGCUUUUGGAGGAUCAGAGUUGCUGGGGCUGGAGCCGUCAAAACGCUGGAGCCAUCACCUCCAUCGGAUUACACUGAACGCAACAUUAGUGAGUUAUCUGUGCCUGAAACAUCAUUAUCAACAACAACAACGCUUAAGUCAGUAACAGAAUCAGCAGCUCCCGGUUCAGUGAGUUCAAUUCCCUCAGUUUUUGAAGACAACGGAGUGACAAAAGGGAAGUUUGUGGUGUAUUAUUAUCAAGACGAUGGCAGAGAAAAUGAUGGCAAUAUUGGCGGUGACGGGGAGGAGUUACCGGUGUUUGGAGAGUGGGGUACGUGUGGUGGAGAGUUAACGUUGUGGGAGCGAAUGUUGAGGGUGAGAAUGGGGGAUUAUGGAUGGUACAAAUGUCAGGAUUUGACGGUGAUUAACGGCAACGUUGUUAGGUUAUGGGAUGGGUUUAGAAGAGAAAAGUACAGCUCAGGCUGUGUUGUUUGGUAG
Messenger RNA from Dovyalis caffra, 591 nucleotides. Lineage: Eukaryota; Viridiplantae; Streptophyta; Magnoliopsida; Malpighiales; Salicaceae. The record is from the annotation of a GenBank genome assembly.